AUGCCGCCGCGGAAGGGGGUCUUGAGACCUCAGGUCACAAAUAUACUGCAGUUGAAGACCGACAUCACCGGCACUGCAGUAACAGCUCGUAGUGAAGCUCUGCAAGACUUGAUCUCUUUCUUUGGGAACCCUUCUCUGAGGCACGAUGCUUUAAAGGACAAGGAAUAUCACAGCAUCUGUGAAGCUUUGUUCCAUGCAGCCCUGGUUGAUAGAACGGUGUUGCUGAGUGGCAAAGGCAUUGGGAAGGCGAAUGAACGACUUGGCUACUGUGGCAAGGCCUUGCGUGAGACCGUCGCCCACGGCGUUUCGAAAUUCAAGGGUAAAACCGUGAGAGCGGUCAUCGACCAUAUUACAGACACACUUCCCACCCACGAUGGAUACUUCUUUGAGCCUCUCGCACAGGACUACAUGCAGACGCUUGUCAUUCUACUUGACAAUCCUACACACGUCGAAAAUCUAGCUUUGAAAGAUGCCAGUGGCUGGAAACAGUGCGUCGUGUUCCUCGUGGACAGGAUUUGCAGCCUUUUGGAUGCCGCGGAUUCCGCCCCAGCCUCCAGCCUUCUUGGGCGGGACUCACCUAUUCCUGGGACCGCUCGUCACUCCUCGGUCGGCCCUUCGAGCGCGCGCUCGCGGCUGGGCUCACAGCGUGGUGCAUUUCAAGUCCAGCGAAAUGACAUUUUAUCCCUUCUACAAUGUCUACAGUCUCUAGUCUCAGCCCCGAAUGCGCCUUGCAUGUCGAAGCGUCAAGAGGUGACCAAUGCAGUUUUGCGGGUCUUGCGGCUGCGCUUUGAUCUGGACAAGCUUCACAGGUUUUCCUUUUCAAUACUCAACCACAUUUUGCUACAAACGGCCGGUGAUGACCCUGCCCUCGGCCAGCAUCUGACACGGGAGCUGGUACCACUCCUUGGCUACUGGUGGCAGCGCCGGACCCUCGACAAAGAUGAACUUCAGUUCUCGGUGCGGGAUGAAAUGCUCAAGACCAUGCAUGCAAUUAGUGUCUAUUUGGACUAUCUGCUGCAGGAUGACCCAUCAGCUGUUCUCCUUCAGCAGCUUGAAGAGCUCUUGGACGAACUAUGGGGUGAAUACUCUUCACGUAACUCUCGCGCGCGCCUGCGGCUCGACGAUGUGACCUUCUCCUCUCUCAAGGUUUCACCUGGACACUUCGCUACCGAUAUGUUCGCUCUAAAGCCUUUCAAUCAAAACGCUGAACGCCGCUGGGCUCUGGUUGAGAUCAUGUCUCGCCUUGAGUUCAUCUUCUUGCGACACUCCAAAAGCAACUCGCAGCGUCUGACGACCCAGGACAGCCAGCCAAGGAAGAGGCAACGUCGCGCUGGAGGCUCCAAUAGAAUACACCAGAAAAUGUUGGCAUCAAACGUCGCAACUAAAUUGACUUCGCUGCAACUGUUGCCCUUCUUCUUGCCUCUGAGCAAUCUGGACCAGGAGGAGAUCAUAACCGUCAUGGAGGACUUGUUGCCCAUGAUCGGCGACAAGCAAGGUCCUCUGUCGUCCUGGGCAAUGAUAGCAUGUGCUAGCUGUGCUCUUCAGUCGCAGGCGAAAGAUGAAAACACCGAGGCCCGGUGGAAACAAGUAUGGCAGUUGGCCGUCAGAUCUAUCAGCAUUCCCAGCACUUGCCGAGCAGCUUGCGUACUGCUUCAUGUCAUUCUCCAGACGCGGCUGAUUUCACAUCAUGCAAUAGCGAAUGAUGUCAACAACAUAGUGACGAUGGCCGAUAUAUGCGGCCCGGCUGCUCUGCUCGACUCAUCCCUGGUGUUUAUGCAUUGUCUAGCAAACGUUCGCAAUUCUAUGGUCCCUAGUGCCAGCCAAAAAACAUACAGCUACGUGAUCAGAUGGGUAUUCACUAUGUGGCGACCUGAAAGUUGGCAUGAGAAUAGUACCGGGGAGUUCUCAGAGUCAAACGAGAUCUCCAACUCCCAGCCGUCAAGCUCUCAGACGUCCAAGACGCUUGUUUUGGAUCUCCUCCAUCCCAAGCUAGUCGACUUCGUCGAGAUUUUAGAGCCUUCUUCCCAAGCAGGCACUCGGCGUGGGAACGAUGCGAUAUUUCAGAUGUCUACUGAUCGGUUGCGGAGCCUGCUAGUAUGCCUAAUUUCAAGCAACAUCCUACUUUCCCAUCUCGAAGUUGUGGACCAUCGGACGGUCAACGAUAUCAAUACGACCCUUUCAAGCCUGUGGGAUAGAUACUUCCAGAUGCUUGUCGCAUCAUCCGAAGGCGGCGAAUCUUUUGAGUUGCUACUGGCGAUGCUUGCUCCUUACAUCCCUCCUUUGGACUCGUCGCGAGUGCAUCAAUUCUGCAGCAAAGAGCCACACCUUUUGCGACUUUUUUCCAGGCUGUCAGGGAUGAUCGAUGAGCAGCGCAGUCGACAGAAGCCCAACCAGGAUCUUGAUGCUAUGGACGUGGAUGACGAGUUCGAGUCGCAAGACAAUAGGAAGAAGCCUGGCGACAAAGGCUUCGUCGCUCCUAGGCAAAAGGUCGCAUCAAGCAUGAGCGCUAAUGCCUUCUACGAAACGACGAAAAUAAGGCUCCAACUCUUUUCCGAGUACUACAGCGACCCCGGGAAAGUUGGGCUUAUUCCUGAGAGUUUCAUGGACACAUUCCUGUCGCUCGAAGACGAUCAGUAUCUUCUCUGCAGAGAGUUCCUUGUCGAACUUCUCCAAUCUGAUUUCGGCAAUGUUUCCAACUAUGCCAGGGAUAUCGUUGAGCAGACUGCGGCGAUCGUGUUCAAGGACAGCUUCAAGACAUGCGAGGUCGCCUUGUGUAUGCUGAUGGACGUGCUUCUAUCCUUUGCACCCGUCUGGUCCAUGGGCGAAGGCGACCCUGACGUUGUCAACCCAUUUGUGGAUCUGUACAAUAUCCUGGUGAAGUCAGUCUGGCCGCAUAAUUUGAUGUCCCCAGAUGUCCAGGUGUCGUACUCAGGUUUACUACUGCAUUUAUGGGAGAUAAAUGCCCAAUUCCACAAAGACAAGAAAUCUUUGGUGUCGCCCCCUCACAAGACCCUGCUCUCAACACCCGAAAGCCUCAGAAACACCCGCUCAGAAGUUCGUGACCCUCGACCAGGCCCUUUUUGGGAGGGGAGUAUGCGCGCGAAAUUCUACAUCGCCCCAAGGCUGACCAGGAUCUUCGAGUUCUUUGUGGUGAGCACUCACGAGGACAUUUUUGUCGACAUUUUAGACGCGUUGCCGACCGAUCCGGAGGUGAUGGAGGGAAUAGGUUUGCGGGUCUUUGUCUUGGCUGGCCUUGGUUGCAAGUGCCCAACGCUGCUACGACGAUGUGUCUACCAUAUUGUUGAGACGUCUGGGAAAGUUACCGGCUCUGCAAAGUACGCCAAUCGCGGAAUGAAGAUGGUUUCACUGGCAAGAUCUUUGAAGUCGCCUCAGGAACUCUUUCAACUGUUCGCUCCUCAGCUUCUCUACACCUGGCUUGAGAAGGACUCAUUUGAAGAUAUUCCCUUCAGCAUAUUUGACUUUGGUAGUCUCGAUGACCUAUUGCAGCGAGCUAAGACAGAAGCUACAGCUCACAUGAUCAUGCGUGGCCAAGACGAAGCAGUGAAGGGCUUGGCCAGUAGAUUGAAGGUAACGCCUGUGGAGUUGGUUGAGGAAGGCUUUUCCAAGAUCAUGGCGUAUUCAAUUAUGCAUGAUCUCAGUUCUUCUAAAGAUUCUUCGAGUUCCUCGGAAUCUCGAGUCCGAAAGCUGCUUGGCAAGGAGCCAUACCUCGAUCGGAUUUAUCGUACUUUUGCAGAUAUCAUCGGUCAUUUCUGCGAUGUCAUCGACCAAGAGGGUCCGAUUGAAGACUCCUGGCGCAAGGAUGAAAUUUUUUCGUACGCUGCGGACUUCAUGGACGAGAUCAAGCGUUGCGGACAAUCCUCAACAGCUCUCGGGCCUAAUCAGCAGCCCAUGUUCAAGGGCAAAUAUCUUGUCCGGGCAACAUCCCAUCUGGUCAGAAGAACUAAUUACGAUGUUUUGUCUCUGUGGACGCCUCCUCUUGUUACGUCCGUGGCGCGGAGGCUGCUGAACACUAUUCAUCCAGCUCUUGGGCCUUUGCAUGCGUUGUCAGUCGUCCGCAAGGUCCGAAUUCUGGUGUGUCUGGCCGGUCUGCAGACGACGUCUUCAUACCCACUCGAAAUGCUCUUACGGUCAAUCAGGCCGUUUCUCUCGAACUCACACUGCGCAGAUGAGGGUCUUGCCAUGAGCAACUGGCUCAUAGCCAAAGGCUCAGUUCACUUGGCACAGGCACCUUCAUUCCUAGCCGGGUACGCCUUGUCUACAUUGGCUAGUCUGAGGAUGUUUCUGGAAUCCAGUCAAGCUAGUUCUACACAAGAGAGUCAGUUCAAGUCGACGAUGAGCAAGGCUCAGAAUUUUCACGUCUGGUUUGUCAAGCUACUGAAGGAAUACCAAUCGUCUGCUUUCAAGUCGGAGACACAGGCUCGGGCUUUCAGGGCCAUCAUUGAGUCAGCAUCCAACAUCCGGUCCUCGGGAAACUCUCAGAAACACACACAGGAGAGCAGACUUUUACUUGAAAUACUCAAGGAUGCCGAACAGCAGGACCAAUUGCUCAACGAGUCUGCCCGGGAAUUGGCUCUGCGAAUGCUUUGUGGUGAAUUCAAGAUCCCGAAAGCCAAUAGAGACGAUAUCAUCGACAAGGAUGAGGACGCUUGUGCACAUGGACCCAUGAUCUGGAAGAGUUGCCAGACAGUCAACUCCAGCAAGGAAUAUCUCACUUGGGCUGGACGAGUAGUGGGAACGUCUUUUGCGGCAUCUGGUAGCAUCCCUCUCGAUGUCUUGAGGGAGUCAGAGUUGUCAACCUACCAAAGGACGAUGGGUACGAACGGCGAUUCUGUGCACGGGUUGCUGAGGCUGUUAGCAAAUCUGACGAUGACCGACAAUUCAGCCCAGGCUGGUCUCGCGGAGUCCGCUUUAAGACGAAUUGUGUCUCAUGCAUCUUCUACAGAGGAUAACGAUCUAAUCGCUGACUCCAGUCGAAGCCUGCCAGAAACCCUCCUUGCGUCCUCAGAUUGGUUGCAAUACCAGACACCGCCUGCAGACAAUGGUGAGAUCAAAUAUGCCAACGUCGAUGCAUUCCAGCCUGAGAAGAUAGAAUCAUCCUCCUGGGCUCGGGACACAGCCAUUUAUCUCGCAUGCUCUAUGAAAGGCAGCGCAGUGUUGACGACCUUGCCCUCCAUUCUAGCCGAGAUCGAUGGCUUUGCUGAGCAGUCGCUGCCUUUCAUUGUACACUUGGUGUUACUUGAGGAGCUCAACAGCCAGAGGCCGCUAAAACGGGGGCUAUCCACUGCCCUCAAAGCAUGGUUAAAGUCGACCUCGCCAGUUGCCAAUGACAACAUUAAGCUUCUCAUCAACGUCAUACUCCACUUGAGGACGAGGACAUUCCCGAAUGAGAUUUCUGUCGCCGAUAGGUCACAUUGGCUUGACAUGGACCUGGCUACUGUGGCAGAGGCGGCCACAAGAUGUGGCAUGUUCAAGGUUGCCUUGCUAUUUGCAGAACUAGCCUCCUCAGAGCCAACGAGAAGCUCGCGACGGUCUUCAGCUUCUCGAGAGUUAGAGGACUCUUCUGAGACUUUGCUUAAGGUCUUUGAAAACAUUGACGAUCCAGACGCAUACUAUGGAUUGAAUCGCACCGCGUCUCUGUCCAACGUUCUGGCACGAAUCGAGUACGAAAAGGAGGGCGGGAAGAGCCUAGCAUUCCGAGGAUCUCAGUAUGACAGCCAUUUGCGCAUGAGAGAUCCCGAAGCAGAUCAGAUCUGGAACCUUCCUGCGCCCCCGAGCCUUGAGAAUCAUGCCGCCACAUCGUAUAGGGCAUACCAGUCUAUAUACAAGGCUGUGGAAAUGGAACCUGCAAGGCUUGCUGUCCAGGACGGGUUAGCGACAACAAUGAAGAGUCUUGCCACUAAGAACUUGAGGGUAUCUGACUUGCGCCAACACUUGGGUACCCUUGCCGCCCUCACCGAAUUAGACGAUGUCCUAGGAGUGUCCGACUUUGCUGAGCUUGAGAAAGUUUUGUCUGACUUCGAGGCGCGGUCAACGUGGAUGAUGAGUGGAAGAUACGACGACGUCAGCCAAAUUCUAUCUCAUCGCGAGACGACAUUCAGUGUUCUCGGCCAAAAAGACGUGCUUCGGAGCACGUCAAAUCUGACUUCACCAGAAGCUCGACUAAUCGAGAUUCGAAGCAUGCUCUUGUCAUCAAGUAUUUAUCGAUUCCACCGCUCAAGGCAAGAAUCCCUGAAUAUAUCGACUAGGUUGACAGACCUUGUUAGCUCGAGUGAAUCCAUCGGUCUGAAUAUCGAUGCAGCUGUCUCGCUGGAGACUGCCAAUUCGUUCUGGGACUAUGGAGAGAUGAUUCCGUCCAUCAGACUCCUGCAAGGGCUUCAGGGGAACCCUUCGUCUCUGAGAAAACAAAGCAUCUCCGUCACGCACGCUGACUUGCUGUCCAAAAUUGGAUAUCAGGUCUCAGUCGCAAAGCUUGAGACAGCCGACAGCAUCCAGAAGAAAUACCUCGAGCCUGCUCUCAAGGAGCUGAAAGGCAAAAGCUCGGGCAAGGAGGCUGGGCAAGUUUUCCACCAAUUUGCGGUGUUUUGUGAUGAGCAGCUGCAAGACCCUGACAUGCUUGAGGACUUGUCCAGGCUUCAGCGUUUGGUCCAAACCAAAGCGGACGAAGUGGAGCACUACAAGAAGGAAUUCAGAUCGGCCAAAAGUUCACAACUCAAGGACCAGUAUGACAGGUAUCAGAGGACAGCCGAGAAAUACCUGCUUCUCGACCAAACCGAGCUCCAGCGCACUGAAAGGACCCGAAACGAGUUUGUGAAACUCAGCCUUGAAAAUUACCUCCAGUCUCUGUCUGCUUCGGAUGACCACGACAGCGAUGCCCUCAGGUUUACCGCGCUCUGGCUGGAGCGCUCAGAGACCGACGUUGCAAACAUGGCCGUUCAUCAGCUCCUCAGGAACGUACCGACCCGUAAAUUCGCAUCACUCAUGAACCAGCUAAGCUCACGUUUGCAGCUGGAUAAGAGCCAUUUCCAGACCCUGCUGAGGGACUUGGUCUGUCGGAUCUGCUUCGAUCAUCCGUACCACGGCAUGUAUCAGAUCUGGUCGGGAAUUAGGACGAAUCCGAACCCAGAGGAUGAAGUUGCCGUGCUGCGCAAGGAUGCCGCGAACAGGCUAGUGGAAGAGUUUGAACGCCAGAAAGGUGGCGUCGCAAUCACGUGGGAUGCGAUCAAGAAAGCGUGCGGAUGCUAUCAUUACUUGGCUAAGGAGAAGAGCGAUCGAUACAGAAGCGGGGCUAAAAUCAAGGUCCAAGACUCCCCAUACGCAUCCACCCUCUCGAGGUGCCUUGCAAAAUAUCCCAUCCCGCCGCCAACACUGGAAGUCGAGCUACGCGCCGAUAGUAAUUACUCCACGGUUCCGGUGAUAGAGAGACUGGAGCCUACCAUAUCAAUUGCAUCCGGUGUCAGUGCUCCAAAAAUCAUCACUGUGGUCGCCAGCAACGGAGAGAGGUAUAAGCAGCUCGUCAAGGGCGGUAAUGACGACCUUCGACAAGACGCAAUCAUGGAGCAAGUCUUUGCUGCUGUGUCCUCCUUGCUGAAGCAGCAUCGGACAACCAGGCAACGGAACCUCGGUAUUAGGACCUACAAAGUACUACCACUCACAAACAGGUCUGGCCUUAUCGAAUUCGUUGCCAACACUGUACCGUUGCACGACUGGCUCAUGCCAGCGCAUGAACGAUAUCAUCCGAAAGAUAUGAAGGGCAAUCUUUGUAGGAAAGAGAUUUCUAACGUCGCCGGCCGCACUAACGACAUGAGGGUCUCUACGUACCGUAAGGUCACGGAGAAGUUCCAUCCCGUGAUGCGAUACUUCUUCAUAGAGUCAUUCCCCGACCCGGACGACUGGUACGUCAAGCGCCUUGCGUACACGCGCACGACAGCCGCCAUAUCUAUCCUCGGGCACGUCCUUGGGCUCGGUGAUAGGCACGGCCACAAUAUCCUCCUGGAUCAAAAGACAGGUGAAGUGGUGCACAUCGACCUCGGCGUGGCAUUCGAGUCAGGCCGCAUCCUGCCGGUGCCUGAGGUCGUACCCUUCCGCAUGACACGCGACAUAGUCGACGGCAUGGGUGUGACCAAGACAGACGGAGUGUUUCGGAGGUGCUGUGAAUUCACGCUCGACGCGCUGAGGGAGGACACAUACUCGAUCAUGACAAUCCUGGACGUCCUGCGGUACGACCCGCUCUACUCGUGGAGCUCGACGCCUAUGAGGUUGGCGAAACUGCAGGGGGCGGCUAGGAGAGCGGAGGAGGGUGAUGAAGGGAACGGCGAGGGUGAAGGCGGUGGCGCGGGGAUGGACAAGAAGAAGAAGAGCGUGGUGAACGAACCAUCUGAGGCGGACCGGGCGUUGGAGGUGGUCAGGAAGAAGCUGUCCAAGACACUGAGCGUCACGGCGACGGUGAACGAUCUCAUCAACCAGGCGACCGAUGAGAGGAACCUGGCAGUGUUGUAUUCUGGCUGGAUCCGCCGGGGCCUGGGCAUGCAGUCAAGGUCAUUGGGAACCGAGGGACCCUCCGACAGCUCGACCCCCGACAACCACCGCCACACAUCGCCCCCAUCCCGACGCCGCCCUCGAGUCGACUCUAUUCCCUCCUCCCAGUCGCGAACCGCUCCCGACCCCAAGCGCAUCCGUUCCGGAGAGACCGCGCCCCCAACAGCCUUCAGACCAACCUCUGCCGCCUCCAUCAACACCAUGGCCACGGCCACGAUGAGCGCAAAGGCCAUGGGCAAGAAGCCUGAGGGCGCGGCCGGCUUCCAGCCGCUGUCCGGUGCCAGGCGGAUCGUCAUCAAGAAUCUGAGGACCAGCUCCAAGACGGCCGCCGAUGUCGAGGACUACUACAAGAAGACGUGGGAUAACGUCGAGACUGCGCUGCGGUCGAUCCUCAACGGCCAGGUCCCCCGCGUACCCCUGGAAAGGGUGUACCGCGGUGUGGAGGACCUGUGCCUGCGGGGCCAAGGGGACAAGCUGUUCAGCGUGCUCAAGCAAGAGUGCGAGAAGCACCUGUACCGCGAUGUGCUAGCCAAGAUAAAGGAAGGCGGCAUGGCGUCCAACAUCGAUGUGCUGCUGCGGGUGAGAACGCAAUGGGCGGCCUUCAACAAGACCCUCAUCACCAUCCGUUCGACGUUCAGCUUUCUCGACCGCUCGUUCCUGCUGAACAACAAGAAGUACCAAUCCAUCAAUGACCUGCUUCUGUCGCUCUUCCGCAAGAUGGUCUUCAACUCGGCAGCGGGGAGUGAAGAGUCAGACAGUGGGAAGAAGGUGGUUCUGGGGAUGUGCCAAUUGGUGGAACACGACCGCCGAGGCAAUGUGGCGUCCGACCAGACGCUCCUGCAUGAUUCCAUCAAUAUGCUGAAGGUGCUUGGUGUCUACGGCAGCAAAUUCGAGAGGGAGUUCCUGCGGCAGUCCGAAGAAUACUUUACGGACUUUGCCGCCGAGCACAGCAAUGACGGCUUGAGGGCGUAUAUCUCAGCAUGCGAGAGGCUUCUCAAGCGGGAAGACUACAGGUGCAACACAUACAACUUUGACAGCACGACCAAAGUGCUGUUGCUUGAGAAAGCUCACGAGAUCCUCAUACAAAACUACAGCGCGGUGCUGCUAGACCAAGGCGAUGUUUCGAGGUUACUGGAUGACAACGACAUAAGCUCAGUCAAGGCGCUGUACUCGCUGCUGUGUCUAUCGAACAUCCCGAGGAAACUCAAGGGGCCGUGGGAGGAGUACAUCCAACAGGCGGGUGCGAGGAUAGUAAAUGAUACAGAGAAGGGCGACGAGAUGGUCAUCCGCUUGCUAGAGUUCAGGCGCUCUAUGGACACGAUGAUUCGCGAUGCAUUCGGUGGCGAUGAAGUCUUCACAUACAGUCUUCGAGAAGCCUUCACAGUCUUCAUCAACGACAAGAAGAUAUCAUCGUCGUGGGGUACUGGCACCUCCAAAGUCGGGGAGAUGAUCGCCAAGCACAUUGACAUGCUGCUGCGAGGCGGAAUCAAGGCUCUGCCAAAAUCUCUUAUCUCAGACAGCAAAGACCGGAGUCAGGCUGAGAGGAGCGGCCAGGCCAGCACAGGCGACGAGGAUGCCGAACUGGAUCGGCAGUUGGACGCAGCGCUCGAGCUGUUCCGUUUUAUCGAAGGCAAGGACGUUUUCGAAGCUUUCUACAAGAAAGAUCUGGCCCGCCGGCUACUUAUGGGGCGGAGUGCCAGUCAGGAUGCCGAGCGCAGCAUGCUCACCAAGCUUAAGAGCGAGUGUGGCUCGAGCUUCACCCACAACCUAGAGCAGAUGUUCAAGGACAUGGCGCUAGCGAAGGAGGAAAUGGAUACUUACAAAGGCUGGCUAGACGCCACCGGCAGAGAACGAAGCGGUGUCGACCUGACGGUCAGCGUGCUGUCCCAAGCAGCGUGGCCUUCAUACCCCGACGUCAAGAUGUUGAUACCGGAGGAAGUCGCCGAGAAAAUUGACCAGUACGACGCAUUCUACAAGAACAAGCACACAGGCCGCAAGCUCUUCUGGAAACACAACCUGGCGCACUGCAUGGUCAAGGGUUACUUCCCCAAGGGCACCAAGGACCUAGCAGUGAGCGCGAUGCAGGCCAGCGUGCUCGUGCUCUUCAACCAAGCGCCAGAAGGGGUGCUGGGGUACGAGCAGAUCGCGACGGCGACAAAUCUGUCGGGCGGGGAGCUGGAGCGCACGCUGCAGUCACUGGCGUGCGGCAAGGUGCGGGUGCUAACGAAGCACCCCAAGGGCAGGGACAUCGCCAAGACGGACACGUUCUCGUUCAACCGCACCUUUACGCAUCCGAUGGUGCGUGUCAAGAUCAACCAGAUCCAGCUCAAGGAGACCGCCGAGGAGAACCAGGAGACGCACCGCCGCGUUGCCGCCGACCGCCAGUUCGAGACGCAGGCAGCCAUCGUGCGCGUCAUGAAGAGCCGCAAGACCAUGGCGCACGCCCAGCUUGUUGCCGAGGUCAUCAACCAGACCAAGAGCAGGGGCGCCAUGGACCCUGCGGACAUCAAGCAGAACAUUGAGAAACUCAUUGAGAAGGACUACCUGGAGCGUGAGGGUAAUGCGUACACGUACUUGGCUUGA
Diaporthe amygdali is the source of this 11139-nucleotide messenger RNA. RefSeq lists its product as uncharacterized. The record is from RefSeq and is a predicted model, not a curated record. Gene Ontology annotation, biological process: DNA repair; protein ubiquitination; ubiquitin-dependent protein catabolic process. The transcript has 9 exons. Gene Ontology annotation, cellular component: Cul4-RING E3 ubiquitin ligase complex. The coding region runs from base 1 to 11139 and encodes 3712 amino acids. Lineage: Eukaryota; Fungi; Ascomycota; Sordariomycetes; Diaporthales; Diaporthaceae. Gene Ontology annotation, molecular function: protein serine/threonine kinase activity; ubiquitin protein ligase binding.